Molecule: messenger RNA, 1319 nt
Organism: Glycine soja
Lineage: Eukaryota; Viridiplantae; Streptophyta; Magnoliopsida; Fabales; Fabaceae
Product: zinc finger A20 and AN1 domain-containing stress-associated protein 8-like
Exons: 3
Coding region: 415-933 (172 amino acids)
Molecular function (GO): DNA binding; zinc ion binding
Source: RefSeq, a predicted model, not a curated record
AAAAGUAACGUUAAUCAAUUAAGUUAAAUUUGACCAAACUUAACCAAUUAAGUUGACGAUGUAAUCGACUAAAUAAGUGUACAUAUUUUUAUUUUUGACGAAAAGAGUCGAUUAAUUGAGUGUAUACAUCAGAAGACGCAAUAAUGUUGUGUGUGUUGAAACUUGUCUCAAAUGAAUGUUUGUCUGUCAAGACUCAAGAAUAACUUCACACGUCGCCACCAAUCAUGAAAUAGCGUUCAUUUUGUAAUAUAGAAGCGAGAAAGAUAGAGAGACUGACAACACCUCUCUCUCUCUCCCCUCGUUGAUCCCAAAUCUAUUAGGGGUUUUUAUUCGAUGCUAUUCGGCCUGAAGCUUUCGUUUCGCGGAUUUUUUUAAUUAUUUUUUUUCCUGCCUAUCAGGAAAGUUGAAAAAAAGAUGGACCAUGACAAGACUGGAUGCGAAGCUCCCCCAGAAGGUCCUAUAUUGUGCAUCACCAACUGCGGAUUUUUUGGAAGUGCAGCUACCAUGAACAUGUGUUCUAAGUGCCACAAAGACAUGAUGCUGAAACAGGAGCAGGCAGGGCUUGUAGCAUCAUCCAUUGGGAAUAUUAUGAAUGGGUCAUCAAGCAGCAGUGGAAAUGAACCUGCCAUUGCUACCAGUGUGGAUGUUUCAGUCAAUUCAAUAGAGCCUAAAAUUAUCCCCGCACAACCUUUAGUUGCUUCAGGUUCAGAGGAGAGUGAUGAGGCAAAGCCCAAGGAUGGUCCAAAACGAUGCAGCAACUGCAAUAAGCGGGUUGGUUUGACAGGAUUUAAUUGUCGAUGUGGUAACCUUUUCUGUUCUGUACAUCGCUACUCAGACAAGCAUAAUUGCCCAUUUGAUUACCACACUGCUGCAAGGGAUGCCAUAGCUAAAGCGAAUCCGGCUGUCAAGGUUGAGAAACUUGAUAAGAUCUAGAUUUGUUGUCUUUAAGUUUCAUGCCCUGAGAUGCUGUUAUGCUCAUUGUCGUCAUGAUGAGAUGAUCCUCCUGCAUAUUUUAAUGGUAUUAUUAUAUUUUGUAUGUGAUGGGGGACGUGCAGUUAUAGGACAUCGCUGCAGUUUGAAGUACUAUUUCAUGUGAUUUGCAAAAAUAUACAUCCCAGUGUUUUAAAUUCUAGUAUUUAAUCUCUGCUGGUGGAAGUUGGUGUUGUUGGCAUUGUUAGGCAUAUAUUAUGUUCCUUAUCUCUUACGGAUGAUUUCGGGAUCAUCCAUGGACAAUUGGACAUGUGGUUAGAUUGUAAAUUGUAGAUGUGGACUUAUUAUAUAUGAAUACAAUUGGGAUCCAUAUCCUUUAGUGAUGCUCA